AACCACAGAAAUGGGGGUAGAGCAACCAUGGAACAGGGCGUGGUGUAACCACGGAAAUGGGGGUAGAGCAACCAUGGAAAAGGGCGUGGCGUAACCAUGGAAAUGGGUUUAGUGUAACCAUGGAAAUAGGUGUAGUGUAAUGAUAGAAAGGGGUGUAGUGUAACCAUGGACAUGGGAAUUAGUGUAACCAUAGAAACGGGUGUGGUGUAGCCAUGGAAAUGGGUGUAGUGUAACCAGGGAAACAAGUGUAGCGUAACCAUGGCAGCGGGUGGUGGUGUAGCCGUCACACUCUGAUGGGUUUUUAACUGGCAGCAUCAUCUGUCGCCAGUUCCCUGCACUUGCCCCGUGUGUCGUGGGUAACGCGGCCAUGCGGAGCGGCUUUAAACUGAAACUGGGCGAAUUUGCUCCCGAAUCCCUGCUGGGACUUUUAAUUCGUUCCUCCCUCUCAUUUAUUUUCACUGUCUUCGUUUCAGCUGCUAGCGGCUCCGCUCCCGGCUGCCUGUCUCUGUUUCACAGCAUCAGCGGCUCCAUUGUUGUUGUUCUCUCUCUCGUGGCCUUGUGUCCGUGCUCUGUCUCGCGCGCCGACUCCUUCCGUGUUUUCCUGCUCCUCUCGCGCUGUGACGUGGUGCGCUGACGGCGGGCGCUCGCGCUGGCUGAGCUGCAGGCUUCUCUCUCUCUCUGUCUCUCCCCCUCCCUCUCUCUGUCUCUCUCUCUCUCUCUCUGUCUCUCCCUUUCUCUCCUUCUGCAGCCUCGCGCUCCUCCUCCUCCUCCUCCCUGCGCGCGCUAACACAGCGCAGAGCCCGAGCGGCCUGCGGCUCGAGACGGAGGCCGCGCGCACCCACGCCGAAACACGGGGUUUUAGGGAGGCCAAUGAAGAGUAAGGACGAUGGAUGAAGAUGUGGCGAGACUGGCACUCCGUUCCCAAGAGCCGAAGAUCAUCCUCCAUGGGUCAGAUGAUGGGGGGCUGUGUGGAGAGGAGUACGUGGUGGAGCUGCAGGAGACGGUAUUGGUAUCUGAGGGAGACGGUGAUGGAGAUGGAGACGGAGACGUGGAGGCCGACGCUGUGAGAGGGUUCUCCUCGGAUGAACUCGUUAUCCAGGAUGCCGUGGAGGACGUGGUCGCCGAUGACGACGAGGGUGUUGCCGUGGAGACGUGCGUGAUGUCUCUGGAGGGCGAGGAGGAGGAAGAGGAGGGCGUUGCCAUGGCGGAGAUGACCGAGGACAUGCUGGUGGAGGAGAGAGAGAACGACUCGGACACCUGCGGAGAUUACCUGAUGAUUUCCUUGGACGAGGCGGGGAAGAUGGUUUCUGCUGACGGAGAGGAAGUGACGGUGGAAGGAGCGUUAGGUGAUCAGGAAGUGGAGAAAGACGAGGACGGACAGGAGGUCAUUAAAGUUUACAUCUUCAAAGCCGACUCUGGGGAGGACGACCUCGGUGAGCCGGUGGAUAUAGGUGAAGGUGACUCUGAGACCCUGGCUCUGACGGAGUCGGUGGGCCGGCCGCUGAGGGAGAAAAUGGUGUACAUGUCUGUGGGAGAUGGUCAUCACACUCAGAGUGAUGGAAGUUCUAAGCUCUCUGAUGAGGUGUAUAUGGAGGUGGUGGUCGGUGGGGAGGAGCCGGUUCCUCAUGACCGGCCAUAUGACAGCACCGCACUCAGCAAGGACUUCAUGCCUGUGGCCUGGGCUGCCGCCUACGGAGCAGAUGAUCAUGAGGGCUGUGAGAACAGAAACGGUGCUGCGAGCGCUUUGCUGCACAUAGACGAGUCCGAUGCUCUGGACAAACUGAACCGACAGCAUGGAAAGAACCGGAGACGAGCGGAACCAAGACAGGUGCAGACAGCGAUCAUCAUUGGUCCAUACGGUCAGCCGCUGACCGUCUACCCCUGCAUGCUGUGUGGCAAGAAGUUCAAGUCUCGCGGUUUCCUGAAGCGCCACACCCGAAACCACCACCAGGACGUCCUGACCCGCAAGAAGUAUCAGUGCACGGACUGCGACUUCACCACCAACAAGAAGGCCAGCCUGCACAACCACAUGGAGGUCCAUGCCCUCAGCACCAAGGCGCCGUUCGAGUGUGAGACGUGCGGGAAAGACUUCCACCAGCAGGCGGCGCUCUUUUCCCACCGGCUCCAGCACCACCACCGCGAACAGAAACCUCCGGCGGCCGUCGCCUCUCCGCCGCCCCCUGCCGGCGCCACCACGAAAAUGCACAAGUGCAAGUUUUGCGAGUACGAGACGGCGGAGCAGGGCUUGCUGAACCGCCACCUGCUGGCCGUCCACAGCAAAAGCUUUCCGCACAUUUGCGUGGAGUGCGGGAAGGGUUUCAGGCACCCGUCGGAGCUCAAGAAGCACAUGCGCACGCACACGGGCGAGAAGCCCUACUCGUGCAUGUACUGCGACUACAAGUCAGCCGACUCGUCCAACCUGAAGACGCACGUGAAGACGAAACACAGCCGUGAGCUUCCGUUCCGGUGCGAGCGCUGCGGCCAGACUUUCGGCGAGGAGGACGAGCUAACGCAGCACUCCACCACGCACGAGGAAGGCCGCGGGAACCACCAGUGUGGCCACUGCGAGCACCGCAGCUCCAACUCCAGCGACCUCAAGCGCCACGUCAUCUCCGUACACACUAAAGACUAUCCUCACAAGUGUGCGGUGUGCGGAAAGGGCUUCCAUCGUCCAUCGGAGCUUAAAAAGCACUCUGCGUCCCACAAGGCCAAGAAAAUGCACCAGUGCCGCCACUGCAGCUUUAAAAUCGCGGAUCCGUUCGUGCUCAGCCGCCACAUUCUGUCGGUUCACACUAAAGAACAGCAACAACAGCAGUCACCGCCACAAUCGCCACAGCAACCACAGCCGCCGCCACCGCAACAACAGCAGCAACAGCAGCCUUCAGUACAAACCCCUCCGCCGCCGGUGCCGUCGCAGGAGAAAAGCACGCCUAAGAGGACUAUAGGUGCGGCGCAGCUGGCGCUAGGUGGCGCGGCUAUGAUAAAAAAGGUUGUGGGUGGGAAAGGGCCGCGAGAGCGGCGGGUCUACCAGUGUCAGUACUGUGAUUACAGCACCGGAGAUGCUUCUGGCUUCAAAAGACACGUCAUCUCCAUCCACACCAAGGACUACCCGCACCGCUGCCAGUUCUGCUCCAAGGGCUUCCGGAGGCCCUCCGAGAAGAACCAGCACAUCAUGCGCCACCACAAAGACAUGGUGCCGGCCGAGUGAAGCCGGGCUCUUCAUCACAUUCACCUUCAUCAUCCUCAUGCCCCUCCCACCCCCUCCACCCGGCCGUGCCUCUUAAUUCCUCUCCACUUGCUUCCAUUAUAAUGCUAAAUGGCCAAUGACUCACUAGUGACAUCACUCAACUCGUGGCAAACCUCUGCACAGGGUCGUCCGUUAAAGGCGGUAGUUUUGGCAAAAGUCAGCGCUACAGGGCUAAUGUAACUAGCAAGCAAAGGCCUUAGCAUUACCUGCAUGCCCAGAUCACCUCAAACGGAGCCGUUCAGUAGACUCGCUUUUGUGGUUUCCGUCUAUCUACAAACAUGGAGUAAAGAACAUUAGCAUAGCUAAAAGCAGUAGCAGCUUCCAUUAAUGAUGCUAACUUCCGUUGUUGCUGCUUAGCUACAUUAGCCUCGUAGUUCCACCAGAGCUGGUUAAUGAGGAGCCUGGCCUCUUCCUGUUUCUGCCAUUAUAUCAGAAACAGGGCUGCUGAACUGCAGAGGGUGGUUGGUUAGUGUAGUGGGUAACACCUCUGCCUUCUACACU
This is a messenger RNA of Pygocentrus nattereri (red-bellied piranha), 3748 nucleotides long. Its product is annotated as zinc finger Y-chromosomal protein 1. Gene Ontology annotation, biological process: regulation of transcription by RNA polymerase II. Gene Ontology annotation, cellular component: nucleus. Gene Ontology annotation, molecular function: metal ion binding; DNA-binding transcription factor activity, RNA polymerase II-specific; RNA polymerase II transcription regulatory region sequence-specific DNA binding. The record is from RefSeq and is a predicted model, not a curated record. Lineage: Eukaryota; Metazoa; Chordata; Actinopteri; Characiformes; Serrasalmidae. The transcript has 8 exons. The coding region runs from base 887 to 3208 and encodes 773 amino acids.